CAAGCUUGUGAGGAGCCAGAGUGUAGCGGUGAGGCGAGGAGGGCGGUGCCGGGCCGCUCCCACUCAUGUUGUGACGCUCACAGUACCGCCGUGAUGGGCUUUCCAACAGCGGAGGCGACUUGAAUGGUGCUGUGGGAAGCGUUUGUGAAGUGUAGUGUACCACGUGCUUACUGCCUCGUGUGUUAAUCAUAUCAACUGUUCUUGAGUUGUGAAGGGCAGCGACUUCACACAGUGUGUCGUGUGUAAGGUCAUACGACCAGCGACACUUUUAGUAUGCAACAUUGCACUCUCCUACGCGUUGGCUUGUGUGAAUUGUUGGCGUGGUGGCCAUAGCGUGUGGCCACAUCUGCUCUCUUUUUCGGCCCAGGUUGCAUUUGUGGCCACGGCUCGACCGGCAGUGUCACAGGUGGGUGGCUCCUGGCCCCGACUUGCGGCUGGCCGAGAGAGGCUGGCCGACUGGACGAGGCGGAGACUAAGAAACGUGUAAACCAUUGUGUGUCCAGGAGAGUGUACAAAGGCAACUGCCCAUGUUGUGCGCCCCGGGCGAGGAGGAUGAGUCUGUGUGUUGCGUAAUGCAGAAGUGGUUUAAGAGUCGCGGUGGCGGGGAGGGCGGCAGUGGACGUGCACCGCCCAUGGGUCUCAGUAACUCCGGCAAGGGACGCGCGUCCCUGCGCGACACCCAGGCAGCCCUAGCCACCGCCCUAGAGUCCCUCGCUGUCAAAGACGGUGCCAUCAAGCGCCUGGAGGAGGAACUACGGGAGAAGGAGGCAACCAUCGCCACCCUCAACACCCAGCUUGACAAACUGCGGUCAGUGUUGCCACCGCUGACAGGCCAGCGUCCGCACUCUCUACACGGCCGCAUCUCCCUGCGCUCCCUCACCUGCCGCAACAACAACAGCGAGCACCACAACCGCAACAGCCUCCAGAAUGACCGCUACUACACGCCGCCGUCCUCCUCCAACCUCAGUAUUAUCGAGGGCGUGAGUGAGGGCGCCGAGGCCAGGGUCAAGAGGACCGCCAUCUCCGCCGAGCCCGCAGCCCAGGACUUCGAAGAGUGCUACGACCCGCACUACGCCCCCGUUGUCGUCCCCAAAAGUCAGAAGUAAGUGUUGACAUUAUCUGUUUG
This is a messenger RNA of Procambarus clarkii (red swamp crayfish), 1126 nucleotides long. NCBI's taxonomy places the organism in Eukaryota, Metazoa, Arthropoda, Malacostraca, Decapoda, Cambaridae. The record is from RefSeq and is a predicted model, not a curated record.